ACAUUGGUCGAACAUAAGCACAUUCCUCCAGGAACAGUGAGCAAGAGAGCAAUUUGUCUUCUUUUCCGUCAUAUUUUUCAGUUCCUGCUUGUGGUGAAAUGCCUUGUCUCCUAGCAGCUCAGAGCAGAACUUUGUAAUGGGCAAUGAUAAUACGAAAUGAAGAUGGGUCCAUUUCCUUGCGUGUUUGGCUUGUUACUUUUCCUGCAGUCUGUAUCUUUGGGUCAGACGUACAAUCAGCUACCUUAUUUCUUGAAUUACUACUUUGAUCAAUAUAUUUUAAUCUAUGAAAAUGUCUCUGUUGGAACCUCCAUAACCAAAUUACGGGCCAGAGAUCCAGACAAUGACACGCUUGUGUUUGGUGUUGCCGGAGAAGAAGCCAGCAAGUACUUUGCAGUAGAAAGCGAGAGUGGUGUCGUGUGGCUUCGCCAACCUUUGGAUAGAGAGGUGGUAUCAGAACUUCAAGUGGAGUUCUCUGUUAGUGACAAGCAAAGUGUUAUUAAGGGCAUUGUCAAUAUUCAAGUAGGUGAUGUCAAUGAUAACCCACCGGUAUUCCACAACCAACCCUACAGUGUGAGAAUCCCUGAGAACACACCAGCAGGGACGCCAAUUUUCAUCGUGAAUGCCACGGACCGCGAUCAGGGAACCGGGGGUAGUGUGCUGUAUUCAUUCCAGCCACCAUCGCGCUUUUUCGCGAUUGAUGGAGCCAGAGGAGUGGUGACUGUUCAAAGACCACUGGACUAUGAGACUGCUCAAGCCUAUCAGCUGCAAGUCAAUGCAACGGACCAGGACAAAGACCACCCCUUGUCUACACUGGCCAACCUCGCCAUCACCAUAACAGACAUCCAGGACAUGGACCCAAUUUUCAUCAACCUUCCUUACAGUACAAACAUACAUGAAAACUCCCCUCCUGGGCAGACUGUACGAGUAAUUACAGCAUUGGAUCAGGACAGGGGAAGACCUCGUGGGAUUGGUUACACCAUCAUUUCGGGCAACACCAACAGCAUCUUUGCUUUAGAUUACAUCAGUGGAGCCUUAACUCUCAAUGGCCCUCUGGAUCGAGAAAAUCCCCUCUACAGCUCGGGGUUCACAUUGACUGUGAGGGGAACUGAACUAAACGAUGACCGGACACCAUCGAAUGCUACCGUCUCCACCACGUUUAAUAUCUUGGUCAUUGACGUCAAUGAUAAUCCACCAGAGUUCAACCGUUCUGAAUACAAUGUCCGCAUUACAGAACUGGCCCAGGUGGGCUUUGCUCUCCCACUCUUCAUCCAGGUGCAAGACAAAGAUGAUGUUCCCAACAACAUGUUUGACGUCCAGCUCAUCGGGAACAAUUCAGACCACUUCACCAUUUCCCCGACCUCCGGCCAGGGGAAGGUCGAUAUCCGGAUGCGAGUGGCUGUGCCCCUGGAUUUCGAGCGCAUUGCUCACUAUGAGUUCUCCCUCUUUGCAAAUGAGACUUUCUCGGAUCACGUUGGUUUUGCUCGAGUGAAGAUUGACCUCAUCAAUGAAAAUGACAACAGGCCAGUAUUCAGCCAGCCUCUCUACAAUGUGAGCUUGUACGAGAACACCACUGUUGGAAUCACUGUCGUUGGUGUUAUUGCAACAGAUAAUGACGUUGGAAGCUAUGGAAACAUCCAUUAUUUCUUCAGUGAUGAUUCUGACAGGUUUGCAAUUGACAAGGAUACGGGCAAAAUAACGCUGAUUGGGAGCCUGGACUUUGAGACAACGCGGCGGUACACUUUAACUCUCAUCGCCAAAGAUGGGGGCGGUGAGGAGAGCACCGGCCGUGUGCGCAUUAAUGUGCUGGAUGUCAAUGACAACGUCCCCACCUUCCAGAAGGAGACAUAUCUGGGAACAGUCCGAGAGAACGAGGCAGCUCCUGUGUCAGUAGUCCGAGUCCGAGUGAUUGACGACGAUUCUCCACCAAACAAUCAGAUCACUUACAGCAUUUUUAAUGCCUCCAUUCUGAGCAACUCCUUUGAUAUUGGGAUAUCAGAGGGCUAUGGAGUUGUUAUCGUCACAAGACCCAUUGACUUUGAACAGGUACCAGGAGGAUUUGUCUACCUGACCAUUAUGGCUAAAGAUGCUGGAACUCCUCCUCUCCAUAGUACAGUGCCUGUGAUUCUUGAAGUUUUUGAUGAAAAUGACAAUUCUCCAACUUUCAGCCAGUCUUCCUAUGUAAUGGCAGUCCCUGAAAACAUCAUCGCAGGAGCCACAGUAUUAUUCGUUACAGCAUCUGAUUUGGACCAGUCUCGGGAAUAUGGGCAGGAGUCAAUAAUCUACUCUCUGGAGGGGUCCUCACUGUUUCGGAUCAACACUCGAUCAGGAGAAAUAACAACAACUUCACUGCUGGACAGAGAGACCAAAUUUGAGUACAUUUUGAUCAUCAGAGCAGUAGACGGCGGAGUAGGGAACAACCAGAAGACAGGAAUAGCCACAGUGAACAUAACUCUGCUUGACAUUAAUGACAAUCGCCCAGUUUGGAAGGAUGAACCAUACUUGGUAAAUGUGGUUGAAAUGUCACCAGCUGACACAGAUGUCAUCACUGUGUCAGCCUUUGACCCAGACCUGGCUGAGAAUGGCUCUGUUGUGUAUACUAUCAACCCACCCAACCCAUUCUAUCGAAUAAACAGAACCACAGGAAAGAUACGGACUUCAGGAGCAGUAUUGGACAGAGAGAAUAUGGAUGCCAGUGAUGCUGAAAUGAUGAGAAAAAUCAUUGUCUCUGUCACAGACCAGGGAAGGCCAGCUCUCCAAGCCAGCAGCAGCACUGUUGUUUCAGUCAACCUGUUAGAUCUCAACGAUAAUGACCCAGCUUUCCAAAAUUUGCCAUUCGCUGCUGAGGUGCCAGAAGGCUUGCCUGUGGCCUCAUCCAUUUUCCAGGUAUCCGUACUGGAUCCAGAUGAAGGUUUGAAUGGAUUGGUUACCUAUUCCAUGCAAGUGGGCAUGCCCAGGUUGGACUUUGUGUUAAAUUCCAGCACUGGUGUGAUCACCUCCACCACAGUACUGGACCGGGAGAGGAUAGCAGAGUACUAUCUGAGGUUAAUAGCCAGUGAUGCAGGAGCAGUACCAAGGAGUUCCACCAGCACCCUAACUGUACGAGUGAUGGAUGUCAACGAUGAGACGCCGACGUUCCACCCAGCUGUUUACCACAUCUCUCUACUGGAGGACGUGGCCAGAGAUUACACGGUUGUUCACCUCAACUGUACGGAUGCAGACACUGGUCUUAAUGCCGAGCUCAGUUACUUCAUCACAGGUGGAAACAAUGACGGAAAAUUCAGCGUUGGCUUUAGAGAUGGAAUUGUCAGGACUGUGGUGAACCUGGAUAGAGAGACCCAAGUUUCUUACACACUUAUUCUGGAAGCUAUUGAUAACGGGCCCGCUGGUGACAGAAAGACUGGGACAGCGACGGUGUAUAUCACGGUGAUGGAUGUCAAUGACAAUCGACCCAUCUUCUUGCAGAAUACCUAUGAGGCCAGUGUCCCUGAGAACAUCACAGUGUCCACUAGUGUGCUGCAGGUAGAAGCCACUGAUGCAGAUGAAGGAGAUAAUGGGAAGAUCUGGUACAGAAUCCUGUCAGGAAAUUCCAAUGAUAACUUCCAGAUGGACCAAGCCACUGGACUAAUAUCCAGAGGAAACCGCCCACUGGACAGAGAGAGCAGCACUACCCACGUGUUGGAGGUGGAAGCUUACAAUAAUGACUUUGGCAGGAUGAGGAGCUCAGUCAGAGUCAUCGUGUAUGUAGAGGAUGUGAACGAUGAGGUGCCUGUUUUUACCCAGCAGCAGUACAACCGACUGGGCCUGAGAGAGACAGCAGGGAUUGGCACAUCAGUCAUCGUGGUCCGAGCAACCGACAGGGAUACAGGUGCCGGCGGUAUAGUAGCCUACACAAUUUUGGCUGGGUCGGAAGGGAAGUUUUCCAUUGAUGAGAGUACAGGCCUUAUUACAACUGUAGAUUACUUGGAUUAUGAAACCAGCACAAGUUAUCUGAUGAAUGUCUCUGCUAUGGACCAAACUCCACCCUACAACAAGGGGUAUUGCACUGUCUAUGUCACCCUGUUAAAUGAAUUGGAUGAACCUGUGCAGUUUACAAAUUCAACGUACGAAGCUACGAUUACAGAGAACAUCGCGACUGGCACUGAGGUGGUUCAGAUUCAAGCCCGUUCUGCUGACAACAUGAACCUGAUCACCUACAGAUUUGACCCCGACACAUCUGCUCAAACCUUGUCCCUGUUCCAGAUAAACAGAGUCACCGGGGUAAUAACAGUCAGAGGGCAUGUCGAUCGGGAGAAAGGUGAUUAUUAUCUGAUUACUGUCAUAGCGGAUGAUGGUGGACCCAGAAAAGACUCCACUGUGGUAAUUAUCACAGUAGAAGAUAAGAAUGAUAACAGCCCUGUGUUUGACGCGAGUUCCGAUUCCUCAGUGGAGAUACAGGAGGAUGCUCCCAUUGGCAAGCGGGUAGCUGUCGUCUCUGCACGGGAUCUGGAUUCUAAGCAGAAUGGACUGGUUAAUUUCACUAUUCUGUCUGGAAAUACUAAUGGAGCAUUUCGGAUUAGCACUACGAACAGAAGUCGUGGAGAGAUCUACCUUGCUAAACACCUGGACAGAGAACAAACUGCCAGACAUGUAUUAACAGUUCAGGCCUUUGACAAUGGGGUGCCACCACGCAAGACAAAUCAUGUGAUUACUAUUACGGCUGUGGAUGUCAAUGACAAUGCCCCAGUUAUCAUGAACCCUGGCAGCUACAACAUCAGCAUUUAUGAGAAUGUUGGAGGAGGAACUCCAGUCACCAGAGUUCGGGCGACAGACAUGGACUCCGGUGCCAAUGCUGUACUCUAUUACUACAUCACCAUGGGCAAUGAAGAUCUCACUUUCCGUAUUGAUCGGCUAACUGGAGAGAUUGUUACACGCCCUUCUCCUCCAGAUCGGGAGAGACAGAGUUUUUAUCAGCUGACAGUUACAGUGGAAGAUGACGGUACCCCUUCACUCUCAGUGACAACUACAGUACUUGUACAUAUUUUGGAUGAGAAUGACAAUCACCCAGUGUUCCACCAACAACAGUACGACAUCACCUUGGACGAAGGGCCAUCGAGCUUGAAUUCUUUCACUGUAAUUGUGAAUGCAACAGAUCAGGAUGAAGGGCCCAAUGGAACCAUUACAUAUGCAAUUGUGGAAGGGAAUAUUGAUAAGACUUUCACUGUCCACAGUAUCACAGGUCAAAUCAGGGCAGUGAAAGAACUGGACUAUGAGAUAUCCCAUGGCCGAUACACACUCAUCGUUACAGCCACUGACCAGUGUCCGAACCUUGCAUACCGUCUGACCUCCACCACCACAGUGAUUGUCAAUGUGAAUGAUAUCAAUGACAUGACCCCAAGGUUCCUUCAUCCUUAUGAAGGUCCAUAUGACAUCACUGAAGGUCAACCAGGUCCGAGAGUGUGGACAUUCCUUGCGGAAGAUGAAGACUCUGGCCCAAAUGGGCAAGUAGAAUACAGCAUCAUAGCAGGCGAUCCCCUCAAUGAGUUCAUUAUUUCUCCCGUGGAAGGGGAACUCCGUGUGAGGAGAGACGCCGAGUUAGAUCGCGAGAGUGUGGCAUUUUAUAACAUAACCAUUAUGGGCAAGGACAGAGGAACGCCAGCACUAAGCAGUACGGUACUGGUUGGAGUUCGUGUGCUGGAUAUAAAUGAUAAUGACCCUGUGCUCCAGAACAUCCCACUGAACUGCACCAUCAGUGAAAGUACUGACACGUCCACCAGAGUUGCCAGGGUUCAGGCAACUGACAUCGACAGCGGUUCCAAUGCCCUCCUCACCUUCCACAUCACUGCUGGAAAUAUUAAUAAUGCCUUUUUUAUCAAUGAAACGACAGGUGUCAUUUAUGUCAACCGACCUCUGGAUAGAGAGCGGACUUCUGAAUAUCGCCUCACGAUCAUGGUGAAGGACAGUCCAGAAAACCCAAGACAUGCUCGAAGGGAUUCAGAUUUGCUGACAAUCACUGUCUCUGAUGAAAAUGAUAACAGGCCCAUGUUUACUCAAAGCUCUUAUCAAGCUGAAAUUUCUGAGAACCCAGCAGCAGGUGCACAAAUCACGCUGAUAAAUGGGCCUAUUUCAGCCUUUGACCGUGACGAGGGGGCAAAUGCUGUGGUUAGUUACCGAUUACUGGGGAACAGGACUGACUUCUUCAUUGUUGACAGGAACACAGGAAUUGUUUCUGUGACUCCAGGAAAGACCAUUGACAGGGAGGCUUUGCCCAGCGAACACCUGGAGUUCACAUUGAUAGCAGAAGAUGUUGGCCUACUGAGGAGUACGGCUGGGCUCACAGUAACCGUCCUGGACCAGAAUGACAAUGCACCAGUUUUCACCCCCACCUCUCUGACAGUACACAUUCGGGAAAACAGUCCCUCAGGUUUUAGCAUCGUUCAAGUUACAGCCACAGAUGCUGAUACUGGUGUGAAUCAACAACUGACCUACCGAAUAGAGGGAGGUGCCCAGGAUAAGUUUAUCAUUGACUCUCCCAGUGGACUUAUCAAGGUAGCAAACGGAGUGACUGUAGAUCGUGAGGAGAAGGGCUCUUACACUCUUGUUGUGAUUGUGAUGGACCACGGGACUCCGCCUUUGUCGGCAAGUGCUACUGUCAAUAUCAUCAUAGAUGAUGUCAACGACUGCCGUCCUGAGUUUGUUAACCCAAUCCAGACCAUCAGCAUCAGUGAGUCCGUCACGGUUGGUGCCAUCAUAGCAAACAUGACCGCUAUUGAUCAUGACCUCCGACCUCGGCUGGAGUAUUACGUCAUCGAGCUUGUUGCAAAGGACGACACUGAUAAUGUGGUAGAGGAAAGGCAGAGAGCAUUUGACAUCAACUUUCAAACAGGUGCCAUAUUUGUAAGAAGGCCUUUGAAUCGGGAGCUGGUGGCGACCUAUGAACUCACUAUAUCAGUACACGACAACGCCAGUGAGGUGAUCAGUCAUUCUGUCAGUGUUCCCAAUGCAAAGCUGACGGUGAAUGUUUUGGAUGUCAAUGAUAACCCUCCGCGAUUUAGACCGUUUGGGGUCAGUAUUUUCACUGAGAGGAUUCUGGAGGGAGCAACACCUGGAACAACGCUUCUCUCUGUUUCGGCCGUGGAUCCUGAUAAAGGCCCCAAUGGACAGAUCCGAUACGAGCUCCUGAAUCUCCCUCCUGGGGAUUACAUCAGGCUGGAAGACCCUGCAGCAGGAAAAAUAAUUGCCAGCAGAACAGUGGAUUAUGAAGAGGUUGAGUGGCUGAAUUUCACAGUGCGCGCAAUAGAUCAUGGAUCACCCGCUCGAUCUGUCGAGGUUCCUGUUUACCUACAGAUCCAGGACGUCAAUGAUAACAACCCUGUCUUUGUGCAAGCUUCCUAUCAGAAGCCAGUAUUUGAGGACGUCUCCUUGGGCACCGUCAUCCUCCAGGUUCGUGCUGUGGACGCAGAUAACGGCCGGUUCUCAAAGAUUGAAUACAGCCUGGUAGAUGGUGAGGGCAGGUUUGGAAUCAACCCUGAGACGGGUGAUAUUUACAUUCUGGCUGCACUUGAUCGGGAGAGAAAAGACCACUAUACAUUGACGGCCGUUGCCAAGGACAACCCAGGUGACAAUCCAAGUAAUCGCAGAGAGAAUGCUGUCCAGGUGCUGGUAACUGUGUUGGACGUCAAUGACUAUCGCCCCAAGUUCUCAAAGAAUGUGUUUAGCACCAGUGUGUAUGAGAAUGAGCCAGGAGGGGCCUCUGUAGUCACUGUGACUGCUUCGGAUCUGGAUGAGGGAGAAAAUGCGGAGUUACAAUACAGUAUUCAGGGACCAGGAGCAGGUAGCUUCAACGAGGCCUUUAGGAUUGAUGAGAACACAGCAGUGAUCACCACCACACGGCGUCUGGAAUCCUACGAAAGGUUUAAUUUGACCAUUGUUGCCACUGAUAAAGGCAGGCCACCACUCUGGGGGACAACUCAGCUCAAGGUCGAAGUGAUUGAUGUUAACGACAAUCGCCCUGUGUUUGUCAGGCCCCCCAAUGGGACAAUUCUACACAUCAUGGAGGAGAGGGACCCCGGCUUCAAUGUGUAUGAAGUGCUGGCCACGGACAACGACGAGGGUGUGAAUGGAGCCGUCCGGUAUGGCUUCCUUAAGACCGCAGUCAACAAAGACUGGGAAUACUUCAGCAUCGACCCCAUCAGUGGGAUCAUCAAUACCACAACCAGGUUGGACAGGGAGAAGCAGGCUGUCUAUAAUCUCAUUCUCUUGGCUUAUGACCUAGGGCAACCUGUUCCCUACGAGACCACACAGCUUCUGCAAGUGGCCCUGGAUGAUAUUGACGACAAUGAGCCACUCUUCCUCAAGCCGCCUAGAAGUUUACAGUACCAGCUCCUUUUUGUGGCUGAACACUCUGAUCCUGCCACGGUUGUCGGGAAUGUGACUGGAGCCAUCGAUGCAGAUGAGGGCGCUAAUGCUGUGGUCUAUUACUUCAUAGCAGCUGGAGACCCAGAAAACAACUUUCAUUUGAACAGGAAUGGACUGCUUAAGGUGCUGAACGACCUGGACCGGGAAACAAACCCAUUCUACACCAUCAUCAUCAAGGCCUCUAGCAACCGGAACUGGAAACCUUCAAGACAGAGGAGUCAGGUUUUUGACCCCAGUACUGACCUCACCCUCCAGGAGGUCCGAAUCUUCCUGGGUGACAUUAAUGACCAGCCGCCGAUAUUCACAAAGUCUGAGUACACAGCUGGUGUUGCGACUGAUGCUAAAGUUGGCUCUGAACUGAUCAGAGUAGAGGCAUAUGACGCUGAUAUUGGAAACAACAGCCUAGUCUUCUAUCAGAUUAUUAAUAUCCGCUACAUAAACCUGCAGCUCAAUGAUUCUGAAGAUGUUGGGAAUGUCUUCAUCAUAGGGGAACAUGAUGGCAUCGUGAGGACCUUCGACCUCUUCACAGCCUACAGCCCCGGGUAUUUCCUAGUGGACAUCAUGGCAUCAGACCUGGCUGGACACAAUGAUACGUCAGUGAUCGGGAUUUACAUUCUGAGGGACGACCAGCGAGUCAAGAUUGUCAUCAAUGAGAUUCCCGAGAGGGUGCGGGAGUUUGGCGAGCAAUUCAUUAAAUUACUUUCUAACAUCACUGGAGCCAUAGUCAACACGGACGAUGUGCAGUUUCACGUUGAUCUGAAGGGCCGGGUGAAUUUUGCCCAGACUGAUGUUCUGAUCCAUGUGGUGCACAGGGAAACCAACCGGAUCUUGGAUGUGGAGAGGGUAAUACAAAUGAUUGAUGAAAAUAAAGAACAAUUAAGGAAUCUGUUCCGUAAUUACAAUGUCCUCGAUGUCCAGCCAGCUGUAACCGUCAGGGUGGCUAAUGAUAUGACAUCCUUGCAGAUGGCAAUAAUUAUUCUUGCAGUGUUGCUGUUCUUGGCUACCAUGCUGUUCAUCUUUAUGAACUGGUAUUACAGAACUGUGCACAAAAGGAAGUUGAAAGCCAUUGUAGCAGGUUCCACUGGUAAUCAAGGGUUUAUGGACAUACUGGACAUGCCAAACACCAACAAGUAUUCAUUUGAAGGAGCAAACCCAGUCUGGCUUGAUCCCUUCUGUAGGAACUUGGAACUAGCUGCUCAGGCUGAGCAUGAAGAUGAUCUGCCAGAGAAUCUCAGUGAUAUCACGGACCUCUGGAAUAGCCCAGCCAGGACGCACGGCACGUUCGGGCGCGAGCCACCUGCAAUGAAACCAGAGGAUGAUCGAUACCUACGUGCAGCCAUACAGGAGUACGACAGUAUUGCCAAACUCGGGCAGAUCAUGCGAGAAGGCCCCAUUAAGGGCUCCCUGUUGAAGGUUGUUCUGGAUGACUACCUACGGCUGAAGAAACUGUUUGCGGCUCGGCUAGCUUACAAAUCUACUACCAGUGGAGACCAGUCAUCUGUGCUGGAGCUUAUUCCCAGUGACAUGGAGGAUGACGACGAAAAGCCCCCCAGCCGUGGGACACUGCGGUUUAAGCAUCGCCAUCCUGUGGAGCUAAGGGGACCUGAUGGAAUCCACAUGGUACACGGCAGCACAGGCACCUUGCUGGCUUCUGACCUCAACAGUUUGCCAGAGGAUGACCAGAAGGUCUUAGUCAGGUCCCUGGAGACCCUGAACACAGAGAGUGGGAGCUACACAGACAGGAAUGCCAGGACUGAGUCUGCAAAGUCUACCCCAAUGCACAAGAUGAAAGAAAGGGUGAGGGACAUCCCACUGGAAAUCACAGAACUUUGACAACUGGGCCAGCCUGUGAUCCUUACUAUUCUUUUAAUUCAAGUGAUUGUCUGGGCUGAAGCCUAGCAGCAGUAUUUGGUGGCUGAAGUAUUGCUGCUGGGGGGAAGCUGUUUAAAAAGGGUCCUUACUACAAACAGUCUCCACUGCCACUACCAGGGAUUGUGCCCCGGUGCAAACUAAAGCCAGAAGAUGUACGAAAUCAUUAAGAUGAUUAAAUCUGGUGGAACUCACCAUGUGUAAACCGACACCAUCAGCUUGAACUCAAAGUGAUGUACAGUAUGUGCGUGUGUACCUGCGUGUGUGAAAACAUGUUCUCCCACCCCCAUUUAUAGUUUUUAAUUUCAAUGGCUCAGCUUGGUGAAUAAAGAUACAAGGAGCAAAAUCCAAGUUUGGUAGAGAAAUAACUUAAUUUCUCAAAGUAGUGAGGUGGAGUUUAAGUGUUUUGGGGGGGAGGGGGGAGGAUGUACAUUAGAACUCUGGCUCACCACUGUAAAUCUUGCAGGAUCAAGGAUGUCUAAACAAGUUGUUCUGAUAUUGAUCAUAUCAAAAAAUUUGGAAAUAAAAUAAAAGUAACUAAGAAACUAUUUUGUUGUAAAAGGCCAAUACCUUAUCUGGCCCCAUCUCAAGGUGAUUCCAGUUGUGUUCCAAUGUGUUUUUAUUCUUGUAUUCAAAAUGGCUAAAGUUCUAUCUAAUUACAACUUCCUCACAGCAACUCACUUUGCCAGUAAUGCCCACAUUUGAGAUUAAAUAAAGCCGUUUGUAACUUUAUGAAACAGCAUCAUGAUGUAAUGGGGAAUAAAGUCAACAAUCUGCACCUUAAAUCCAUUAGACCAUCUUUUCAUUACUACUACAAUACUUUUCUAAAGUUCUCUUUAAACUGCAAUAAAUAGAAAAAGCCCUUUUCAAACUAUGGGCAACACAACCAUCAGUGAAUCCCUCACACCUGUUCCACUAUCUACAUCGAAGUCAUAGUUAAUGUGUAUUCCUAUUCCAUACCCCUUCGCGGACAGAAAUCUCAGCAGUAAGUUAUUAAAUGAGUAUCUACUCCUGACUAUGCAAGAGAGUUCUAUGCUUCUGUUACCUACUGACAUUUAAUUGCUCAUUAUCACCUAAUGACAUUUCCUUUCAUGCUUCUGAAUUUUGGCUACAACGGAUACUCUGUGCUAUAAUCAUGUACACCAACACAGCAAACAAACAUGUGGAAGGUUACUGUUCUCGAUGAUUAGAAAAAUACAUCCUAAUUGAUAUAUAUAGGGAUACGACCUAGAAACUUAAAAGUCAAAGUCUCAUUUUUCAUCCCACUAUGUAGUUUAUUUAUUAAUUUGUCCAUUCUAAAAAUAUUCUUAAAAUAUACCAAAUUAAUGUUACAGGCACGUUAUUUCUUAAUUUACUUAAACCAGCAAAUACCUUAAAUGGGACAUGCUCAUUCUCUAAAUGGAUAUAUGUGCACGACAGUAGACCAUCCCAUAAGCAUGAUGUCAACACAAGCACUGCUCUCUGCAUAAAUCCCUUGGAGAUUGGAAGGGGAGCUGGAAAAUGGGACAUUUAGAUACAAACUACCCAGAAACAUCUUCAAUCCAUUACUUUAUGAAUCACCCUGCAGAUGACAAGUAUAUUCUGAUAGAAUGCAUCAAAUUGAAAUUAAGUACCACUGCUUUGUCUUCUCUCCUUGAGUACCUAAAUCUGUACUGGCAAGUCAUAUACAACACGAAAACAGUUCAACAUUGUUCACACCAACUGUAGUGUCUACUUGAGCUAAUCCCAUUUACUUGCCUUUGGUUCAAAUCCCUCUAAAGGUUCCCAGCCUUUUUUAUACCAUGGACCAAUACCUUUAAGCAAGGGGUCCAUGGACCCCAUGUUGGGAACACCUGCUAAACCUUUCCUAUCCAUGCACACGUCCAAAUGUUUUUCUAAACAUUGUAACUGUACCCUCUCCCACUGGAGCUCAUUCUAAGUACCCAUCACCAUCUGCAGAAAAAUUUGCCUCUCAGAUCCCCUUAAGAUCUUACCUCACUCACCUUAAACCUCCUAGAAGCCCUAGUUUUAGACAAACCUCCUUGUGUAAAAGACUGAGAUAAUCCACUUUAUCUACAUACUUCAUGAUGUAACAAACCUCUGUAAGGUCAUUCCCCGGCUUCCUUUGCUCAAGAGAAACCAGUCCCAGCCUUUCCCUACAGCAAGGGUUCCCAGCCUUUUUAAUGCCAUGGAACUUUGCCAUUAACUGAGGGGUCCAUGGACACCAGGUUGGGAACCCCUGCCCUUGAGAAAAGGAGGCCAAGCAGCAGUCUUUCCUUAUAACUCAAGUCCUCCAGGCCUAUCAACAUCCUUGUGAACAUUUUUUCUGCACCUUCCCUAGCUUAAUCACAUCCCUCCUAUACUAUGGCAACUGGAAGUAUAUUCACACCAACAUUUUGUGUAACUGCAAUAUGUCAUCUCAAAAUUUCAAUUUAUUGCCCUGUCUGAUGAAGGCAAGCAUGCCAUAAAGCUUCUUCACCUUGAUGUUACCUUCGGAGAACUCUGUGUGCCCAGGCCUGGUUUAACUUCACAAAGUGCAUCGCUUCACACCAUCUGACACCCUCAACAGGCAUAGCAAAUCCAAAAAUCAAUAAUGCAAUUCAUCUUGGCCCUACUAAUACUAGUAAACCACAGUCUACAGUCAACUCCAGGGAAUCAAUGUUCCCCUCACCAGAUCCACUACUACCAGUUACAAUUGUACACCUGUAUGACUCCAACCAGUGUAAAAAAUAAACUCCCAUGUAUACAAGAUACUACCUGUAGAGUAAUCAACAUGAGGUACCUUAUUGAUGGCUUUCUGAAAAUUGAGUUCAGCAUGUCAACUUGGUAAUUUCAUCAAAAAGAUCUCAAUCGUUAUUGCAAUUCAUUAUCAACUUUUCCUGUAGGCGUAUUCAGAAAGAGCUUCUAAGAAGCGGUUAUUAAAUAGUGAUAAAUAAUUAUACUGGUCCACUGCUCUGUUUCCUUAAGAAAGGGUUGUCCUUAAAAAUACUAAAACAGUAAUUUGUCAUACACCAUCUCCAGAAGCCUGAAAGAAGUUUCUGCAUUCUGGGCGACAUUGACUCAUAGGACAAACAGGUCAGGUACACAAAUUACUUGACCAAAAAGGAAGAAUUCAUGGAAAUUUCAGGAUGGGAAGUCUUCAAAAAUAGUGACCCUGAAGAUUUUUUUUUAUUCAGGAGCAUCUUAAAAUUGUUAUAGGCUCCAUAACAAAUUUGUUAAAACAGCAGAAAAUUCUUAAGAAGUAAAAAAGAUAAGAAACUGCAAGGGUAAAAGGACCCUGAUGGCAGUUAUAUACAGGCUUCCAAGCUGUAGCUGGGAUGUGGACUACAGAUUACAACAGGAAAUAGAAAAGGCAGGUCAAAAGGACAAUGUUCUGAUAGUCAUGGGAGAGUUUAACAUGCAAGUAGAUUGGGAAAAUCAGGUUGGUAAUGGAUCUCAAGAGAGUGAAUACCUACAAGAUGGUUCUUUAGAGCAGUUUGUCAUUGAGCCUUCUAGGGAAUCAGCUGUACUGGAUUGAGUGUUAUGUAAUGAAACAGGUGAUUAAAGAGCUUAAGGAACCACCAUGAUUGAGUUCAACUUGAAAUCUGAUAAGGAAAAAAUAAAGUCUGACAAGGUAUUUCAGUGGAGUAAAAGAAAUUACAGUGGUAUGAGGGAAGAGUUGGCCAAAGUAAAUUGGAAAGAGAUGCUGGCAGGGAUGACAGCAGAUCAACAAUGGCUUGAGUUUCUGGGGGAAAAUGAGGAAGGUGCAGGUAAUAUGUAUUCCAAAAACAAAUAAAUAUUCAAACGGCAACACAGUACAACUGUGGCUGACAAAGGAAGUCAAAGCUAAUGUAAAAACAAAAGAGAGGGCAUACAACAAAACAAAAAUUAAUGGGAAGAUAGAGGAUUAGGAUUAAGAACCUACAGAAAGCAACUAAAAGAAUCAUUAGGAUGGAAAACAUGAAAUAUGCAUGCAAGCUACCACAUAUUAUCAAGGUGGAUACAAAAAGCGAUAUAAAAAAGGGAUGAGUGGGUAUAGGACCACUAGAAAAUGAGGCUGGAGAAAUAAUAACGGGGUACAAGAAGGUAACAGAUAAACCAAAUGAGUACUUUGUCUCAGUCUUCACUGUGGAAUACACUAGCAGUGUGUCAGGUAUUGAAGAGUGUGAGAGAAGAGAAAUGAGUACAGUUACUAUUACAAGGGAGAAGGUCCACAAAAAGCUGAAAGAUCUAAAGGGGUGUAAGUCACCUGGACCAGAUGAACUGCACCCUAGGGUUCUGAAAGAGGUAGUGGUAGAGAUGGUGGCGGUAUUGGUAAUGAUCUUUCAAGAAUCAUUGGACUCUGGCAAAUUGCAAAAAUCACUCCAUGCUUUAAGAAAGGAGGGAAGCAGCAGAAAGCAAGUUAUAAACCCGUUAGCCUGAUCUCAGUGGUUGGGAAGCUACUGGAGUUAAGGAUGAGGUCAAUUGUUAAGGAGUACUUGGUGACACAGGACAAGUUAGGACAAAGUCAGCAUAGUUUCCUUAAGGGAAAAUCUUACUUGAUGAACCAAUAGGAAUUCUUUGAGGAGAUUACAAUUCAGACAGAUAAAGGGGAUGCAGUGGAUGGUGUGUAUUUGGAUUUUCAGAAGGCUUUUGACAAGAAGCCAACCAUGAGGCUACUUACCAAGUGAAGAGCCCAUGGUAUUACAGGAAAGUUAUAGCAUGGUUCGAGCAUUAGCUGAUUGGUAGGAGGCAGUGAGUGGGAAUAAAAGAAUUCUCAUUCCCUGCCCAUGACUAGUUGUGUUCCAUAGGCAUUGGUAUUGGGACCUCUUCUUUUUAGGCUGUAUGUCAACGAUUUAGAUGAUGGAAUAGCUGGCUUUGUUGCCAAGUUUGCAGAUGAAAUGAAGAUUGGUGGAGGGGCAGAUAGUGUUGAGGAAACAGGAAGGCCACAGAAGGAGUUAGAUUAGGAGAAUGGGCAAGGAAGUGGCAAAUGAAAUACAUCGUUGGAAAAUGCAUGGUCAUGCACUUUGAUAGAAGAAAUAAAUGUGCAGACUAUUAUAAGCAUAUCAGAUUUGUUGCAUUACAGUAUCUUAUUCAAUGGGUAAGCCACCUUCAAUAGUUUCAGUACAAUAACAGGUAAUGUAAAUAACAUUACCUCAAAGUCAAAGACAAAUAUAUUAUUUACUUUAUUUAGUGAUAUGGUGUGGAGCAGGCCCUUCCAGCCCUUUCAGCUACACCGCCUCUGCAACCGACUGACAAACCCAAUUAAACCUAUUCUAAUCACAGAACAACUUGCAAUGACCAGCUAACCUACCCAGUACGUCUUUGGAGUGUGGGAGAAAACUGAACCAGGAGAAAACUUAUUUAUUCCAUUUUGAGGGGGGGGGGGGGGGUAAGACAUACAGAGAGACUCUUCACAGAACAGCACUGGAAUUAAACUCCAAAGUCCAAAAUGCCACAAGCUGUAAUACUGUCAUGUUACUGAGGCACCAACAUUGCCAUAUACAUAAGUAUGUGUAUGCAUAGGUGCAAUAAACCGUACUGGCAGCAGCAUCGCAUCAGAUAAGGAAACUUUUCACAAAACAACAAACAUAAAAGAUACACAAUUUUUACAAGAAAGAACACAAUUUGAACAAAAUGAACAGCAUUGUACUGCAAGCUGAUCAAAGUGGUCAAGACUGUCCUUAGCUAGGUUGUGCCAGCUGGUUCAAGAACCGCAAGAUCAAGAAAUACCUGGCGAGAAUCACCUUUGCAAUCAUACAUUCAGCAAAUGGAUAGACGAGAAGGAGGCUAAAGAGACAUACUCUAACCCUGCUUCCAUCCUCCUGUCACCCCAUCCCUGACUCAGGCACAAUUUUAGUAGGUUGGAUUUGUAGUCAAACACACUGAAAACUCAUGGCAAUUAUCUGGGUUGUACAAUCUC
Molecule: messenger RNA, 16123 nt
Organism: Hypanus sabinus (Atlantic stingray)
Lineage: Eukaryota; Metazoa; Chordata; Chondrichthyes; Myliobatiformes; Dasyatidae
Gene: cdh23
Product: cadherin-related 23
Exons: 69
Coding region: 157-10227 (3356 amino acids)
Biological process (GO): homophilic cell-cell adhesion
Cellular component (GO): plasma membrane
Molecular function (GO): calcium ion binding
Source: RefSeq, a predicted model, not a curated record